AUGGUCAAGCACUUCUCACUCAAGCAACGGAAGAAAGAUGCCACAGUGGUCACCAAGGAGUCAGUUGUGUAUCUUCGCAUCCAGAAAGAUGUAUAUGAAUUGAAUUUACCUAACACCUAUGAGAUAGUUUUCCCACAUCCUGACAACCUCCUCAGCUUCAAACUUAUUAUCUGCUCAGGUGAGGACUUCUUUCAAGGAGGCAAAUUUGUGUUUAGUUUUGUUGAACAAGGAUAUCCUCAUGAAUCACCAAAAGUGAAAUGUGAAGCCAUGGUGUGUCAUCCGAAUAUCGAACUAGAAGGCAAUGUCUGUUUAAACAUCCUCAGAGAGGACUGGAAACCUGUAUUGACGAUAAACUCUGUAAUUUAUGGGCUGCAGUACCUGUUUUUGGAACCUAACCCUGAGGACCCCCCGAACAAAGAAGCAGCAGGACAACAGAGCGUACAGCAAUCCAUGUGGGGCAGUUACAUUAGUUCCAGUUAG
Molecule: messenger RNA, 480 nt
Organism: Hypanus sabinus (Atlantic stingray)
Lineage: Eukaryota; Metazoa; Chordata; Chondrichthyes; Myliobatiformes; Dasyatidae
Product: NEDD8-conjugating enzyme Ubc12-like
Exons: 1
Coding region: 1-480 (159 amino acids)
Biological process (GO): protein neddylation
Cellular component (GO): nucleus
Molecular function (GO): NEDD8 transferase activity
Source: RefSeq, a predicted model, not a curated record